AUAAAACUCGUUCGAAAUUUGAAUUGAACAUGCUUCGAUUUGCGAGCUUUUCGGCGCGAUGUGAAUGUUGCUCUAAAGUUAAUAAUUAACGAUAAUGGACGAAUUUAUUCAAGAUUCAAGUUUAUUUGAAGAUAUUUACAGUCAAUAUGAUGAGAAGACUGACUUUGACAAGUGUGUCGAGAAAUAUCAAAAUGAUUUGUCGUCAAAUACGAAUAAAACAAAAGUAAAUUUAGCGAAAGAUAAUCUAAAACAAAGCGAUUGCGAAUCAAAUGUUGCACCUUCGGCAAAAAUAGUACCGGUUUUCGGUAAAAAACGAAAUAAACCCAAUGAUGAAAAGAAGAUAAAAAAGUUUACCGUACCAACGAAAAGUAUCGUCGAUUCACAAAAGGAAAUGGGUUUAGACGAAACCGAAAAUGAACAUUUAAAACAGGACGCGGAAAAUAUUAUUGAAACUACUGAAAACUUCACGAUUUCUCAAAAAUCUUUUAAGGAUAUUUAUUUUGAUGCCACUCCUUUGCCAUCGUUUGAUCAUACAAAUACAAAUAAUACUGCUUAUUUUAAUGAUCCUAAUGUUACUCAAUCUCAGUGUUCAACCAAUAUUUUUAAUUCUCAAUCUUCCCUGGAUUCAGUCUAUAAAAAAACCAAGCAUGUACAAAAGGCUUCAAAUUUAGGGGGUUUCAUUUUAAAUUCAAUCAAUCUGCUCAAUGACGAAGAGAUACUCUCUCAAAAUUCGAUCCAAGAGAGCUUCCAUUCGGAGAGAUCCUUAACUUUCCUAUCGCGUAACAAUUCCAUAUGCUCCGUAGUGUCUUUAGGCAAAACUUACAAAGAUAUGGAUGUCAAAAGUUUUACAGAAAAUCCUCAAAAAAUUGUUACAAUGAACACAGAACAUAAAAUACCUGAUCAAGACGAAUAUCUCAAACUUUUUGUACUAAAAAAAACUCAAAAUAAACAAAAUAAUGUUGUUAUGAGCACUGAGUUUGGUGAUAUGGGUUUCAACUUAUUCUUUGCUAACUAUGUUAAAGAAUCAGGCAAUGAUAUGUUUAUUUGCAAACAACUAAAAGAUUCUAAAAUACAAAAUGAUAGUGCAGUUACGCGUAAGUUGAUUUCGAAAAUGUAUGGAAAAGAAAAUUCGCUGUUAUUAAAUAAGAUGAAAAAGUGAAACAGAUUAGUUAUGUAUAAUUAAUUAUUAGAUUACCCUAAUGAAAGAUUGUAAGAAGAUAAUAAAUUGUAGAUUAUU
Messenger RNA from Cydia strobilella, 1237 nucleotides. RefSeq lists its product as uncharacterized. The transcript is spliced from 2 exons. NCBI's taxonomy places the organism in Eukaryota, Metazoa, Arthropoda, Insecta, Lepidoptera, Tortricidae. The record is from RefSeq and is a predicted model, not a curated record. Bases 95 to 1159 code for a protein of 354 amino acids.